GUUUUAGUGUAGGAAGACAGUGCUACGGUUCGUCCUUCCUGCAGGGGAUAGAGGCUGCAAUGGAUUCUCAAUAAGGACAGGAAGCUGGAGAGAGAUAGAGAGCUGAACGCCCUACUCUGCAUAACACACCCUCUUAUCAGCAGCUAAUAUGGAUCACCGACCCUGUCACUCAUUCAGUUAGUAAGCAUUCAUCAUUCGUACAACUAGGUCGUGAAUAUAGUGCACAUUUUUAUUUCUUUUAAAAAUUAACUCCACAAUCAUAAAUAUUUCUUGACUUUCGUUAAUAAACUUGAGUCUGUUGAACUUUCAUUUGUUUUAUAGUGAAUUCGACAAAUUCACAGAGAAGAGUGUUUCGACAGAAGAAGAAAAAACAACAAAACAGCAACUUGUUGAGAUGGCUCGCCUGAUGACGUGCGUUGUGCCAGUGGCCAUCAUCGCAGUGGCAGUGAUGGUUGCGUGCCAGCUGGAGACAGCGCACGGUCAGCCGCUGUGGUUCGACCAGCUGUUGGAGCCCUACAACAGCUACUACCAGGAGCGACCCUACUACCAGGAGCGGCCUUACUACCAGCAGCGGCAGCCGACCUACCAGCGGACGCGGCAGCAGGGCGCCAGGCAGCUUGGCGGCAAGGAGCGAUACAAGAAGCUGUGUCGUGUCAUCAGCGGAGACAACUACGCGUUUCCCGGCAGCGUACCUUACCCAUCGUCACCUUUCUGUCCCUACUGAUUCACACUAAACGCUUCCAUACAACAUUGCAGUUACCCUUAUAAUUUCCAGUACAACUUGGUAGUAGCCAUCGACGGUGCUAUUACGCUGAACACUGGAGUUACAAAAUAAGGUGGCAAUAGCCACACAUCGAGAUGUAUUUUGAAGUGAUGAUGAGUGUCAAAAUACACAGAAACAAACUAGAGUUUUUAAAGGUUUGUAGAGGACCAAGUAAAGGUUAUCCUGAUAGCCCUGCUUUCCAAUGAAUUCCUUCUCUACUGGACAGAAGAAGAAUAAUAGCAUUUAUUCUUAUGUGGUUUCAGCGACAUUUUUAGUCUACUAAUGUGUGAACACCUCCAUGAAAACUAUGGGUGUUCUCAUAUUGCUAGACUGAAAAUAUGUGAACACCUCCACAAACACCAUCUCAUGGAGUGUUAUCACAUUGGUAGAUUGAAAAUUUGUGACCUCCUCCAUAAGUACCAGUGAGAAAGAAAUUUAUUGAGAGCUUAAAACACACUGGUGAUACAUUCUACUAUGAAUUGCUUAGAUUACAUCAUCACAGUCAUUAUAAUACACAGUGAAGUAUUGUACUCGUUUUUCGUGCAGUAUAUUUCACUUCAGUUUUUUAUUCAAGUGUUGCUCACUGACAACAUUACAUUGAACUAGUCAAUCCCACUCUAAAGGAUUUUUUGUAACUGAUUGAUAGU
Nilaparvata lugens (brown planthopper) is the source of this 1410-nucleotide messenger RNA. RefSeq lists its product as uncharacterized. The record is from RefSeq and is a predicted model, not a curated record. NCBI's taxonomy places the organism in Eukaryota, Metazoa, Arthropoda, Insecta, Hemiptera, Delphacidae. The transcript is spliced from 2 exons. The coding region runs from base 395 to 724 and encodes 109 amino acids.